Apaloderma vittatum (bar-tailed trogon) is the source of this 1011-nucleotide messenger RNA. Its product is annotated as vang-like protein 1. NCBI's taxonomy places the organism in Eukaryota, Metazoa, Chordata, Aves, Trogoniformes, Trogonidae. Gene Ontology annotation, cellular component: plasma membrane. The record is from RefSeq and is a predicted model, not a curated record. Gene Ontology annotation, biological process: multicellular organism development.
AGGUCGAUCGUGAGGAGCCGAGCACACCACCAUCCUUUGAUUGCACUCCUCCUAAGUGAAGCCCACUAGCUCUCUGAGGACCAGACCUCACUGAUGACUAGAAAGCAAAGAGUACCCAGGAAAGCACUUUUACUACGGACUCCACCUCAGGAGUACCAGGAACUCAUCUUCUAAGUAAAACCCGUGCCCCUUCUGUGCAGACCCGAUGUCUGCUGCGAUGGAUACAGAAUCAACAUAUUCAGGAUACUCCCACUACUCAGGUCACUCCAAAAAAGCUCACAGACAAGGGAGUCGGGACAGGCACAAAUCGCCACGAAGCAAAGAUGGCAGUCGGUCUGAGAAGUCUGUCACUAUCCAAACACCUCCUGCAGAGCCGCUGCUUGGGAACGAUGCCUCUCGGACAGAGGAGGGCCAGGAUGACAACUGGGGUGAGACCACGACAGCAAUCACAGGCACCUCUGAGCACAGUAUUUCCCAGGAGGACAUUGCCCGGAUUAGUAAGGAUCUGGAGGACAGCGUUGGGUUGGACUGCAAACGUUACCUGGGCUUAACAGUGGCAGCUGUUCUUGGACUCCUUGUCUUUUUUACCCCCAUCGCCUUCAUUCUGUUACCCCAGAUCCUGUGGCGGGACGAUCUGGAGCCAUGUGGUACUGUCUGUGAGGGACUGUUCAUCUCUGUGGCAUUUAAACUCCUCAUUCUUCUGAUUGGGACCUGGGCUCUGUUUUUCCGCCAGCCCAAGGCAGAUAUACCAAGGGUGUUUGUGUUUCGGGCCCUUCUCUUGGUCCUCAUAUUCCUGUUUGUGUUUUCCUACUGGCUUUUCUAUGGCGUUCGCAUCUUGGACUCGAAGGACACCAACUACCAAGGAAUAGUGCAGUACGCGGUGUCUCUGGUGGAUGCUCUGCUCUUCAUUCACUACCUGGCCAUCGUGCUGCUGGAGUUGCGGCAGGACACUGUCAAGGUCGUUCGGUCAACGGAUGGAGAGUCGCGAUACUACAGCUUGGGGCACUUGAG